Olea europaea var. sylvestris is the source of this 414-nucleotide messenger RNA. RefSeq lists its product as uncharacterized. Lineage: Eukaryota; Viridiplantae; Streptophyta; Magnoliopsida; Lamiales; Oleaceae. The coding region runs from base 1 to 414 and encodes 137 amino acids. The transcript is spliced from 3 exons. The record is from RefSeq and is a predicted model, not a curated record.
AUGCCUAAAAAUGAUCUAGAAAGGAAACAAAUGAAUGACAUUCUAUAUACUUCUACUAUUGGAAGCAUAAUGUAUGCUUAUGUCUACAUAAAGCCUAGCAUUGCAUUUGCUAUAGAAAUGUUAGGACGAUAUCAGAGGCAUGGACCAUCAAACAAAUCAACAUCAAGGUAUGUUUUUAUGAUGAUGGAUGGAGGUAUAUUAUGGAAGAGUGCUAAGCAAAGAUUGAAUACUACUUCUAUCAUGGAAGCCAAGCCAUUGAGAAUUUACUACGAUAAUUCAAUUGAAGCCUUUAAGGCUAAGAACAACAAAAGUCGUAGUCAAAAUAAAUACAUCGACAUUAAAUAUUUAGUCAUAAGAGAACAUGUUAAAGAAAAGAAAGAGAUCAUUAAGCAUGCAAGCACUAAUGAUCGUUGA